AUGCCAAUAAAGUUUGCCAUUAUUUUCACCCGUGCUAGUGCCAUUUCUUUGUGGUCCGAGAUGAACAAGUCAGCCCCAGAAGAGAGACCAAACCCUCCCAACUCACAAGCACCACAGUUUGAGGGUCAGUCACUGAAGUUCACUUACCCGAGGCCAACGCCCUCCCGGGGCACUUGUGGGCCUCCUGGCUUUCUUACCCACUGCAGUUUGCCAUGGGUUGACUCCCGUGGGCGUGGGUGUGUGGCCUCGCACUCACGGAUGGGGAAAGAGGUUCAGAGAGACUGUGAGAUAUCCUGUGAACGAGCACAGAGACAGGCUGUGAACCCAGGGCUUGUCUCUGUUCUUAUGUUGACCAGACACACCACCACUGCCCCCCAGUUCUGGCACCACACCUUGGGUGUAGAACCUUCCUUGUUGAAAGUGGAUGUGAGAGUUGGACUAUAA
Molecule: messenger RNA, 444 nt
Organism: Rangifer tarandus platyrhynchus (Svalbard reindeer)
Lineage: Eukaryota; Metazoa; Chordata; Mammalia; Artiodactyla; Cervidae
Source: the annotation of a GenBank genome assembly